Messenger RNA from Moneuplotes crassus, 456 nucleotides. The record is from the annotation of a GenBank genome assembly. Lineage: Eukaryota; Ciliophora; Spirotrichea; Euplotida; Euplotidae.
AUGGAAGGAGGUGCUCAUACCGAGAAAGUAUUAUCUAACAAGCUUACCAAAGGCUCUUUGGUCAUGGUUAAUGAAAAGCCUUGCAAGGUUAUCAAGACAUCAAAGGCCAAGCCAGGAAAGCAUGGAUCCGCCAAGAUCAUUCUUGUUGCCAUUGGAAUCCUUGAUGACAAGAAGGUUGAGCAAUCUUUCGCCUCCGGAGAACUUUUGGAUGCUCCUAUUGUAGAUAGAACUGAAUAUCCACUCUUAGGUCUCGAAGAUGACUUCAUGGUCCUCCAAGACGAAUCUGGUGAGGAAAAGAGAGAUGUCAAGUUGACAGACAGAGAAUCCUUGAAGGAAGUCAGAGAGCAGAUUCUCAAAUUCGAGGAAGACGAAGUUCCUUGUCUCGUCAUGGUCAUGAAAUGCUGUGGAGAAGAAGUGCCAGUCGGUGUUAGAGAAGACAAGGAUGAUGAAUAAUAA